Molecule: messenger RNA, 1431 nt
Organism: Gaeumannomyces tritici R3-111a-1
Lineage: Eukaryota; Fungi; Ascomycota; Sordariomycetes; Magnaporthales; Magnaporthaceae
Product: protein transporter SEC61 subunit alpha
Exons: 3
Coding region: 1-1431 (476 amino acids)
Biological process (GO): post-translational protein targeting to membrane, translocation; SRP-dependent cotranslational protein targeting to membrane, translocation
Cellular component (GO): membrane; Sec61 translocon complex
Molecular function (GO): ribosome binding; signal sequence receptor activity; transmembrane protein transporter activity
Source: RefSeq, a predicted model, not a curated record
AUGAGUUCUCUACGGUUCCUUGACCUCGUCAAGCCCUUCGUGCCGUUCCUCCCCGAGGUCCAGCAGCCCGAGACCAAGAUCCCAUUCAACCAAAAGUUGAUGUGGACUGGCCUCACCCUCCUCAUCUUCCUGGUCAUGAGCCAGAUGCCCCUCUACGGCAUUGUGUCCUCGGAUACCUCUGAUCCGCUAUACUGGCUGCGCAUGAUGCUGGCCAGUAACCGAGGAACGCUAAUGGAGCUGGGAAUCACGCCCAUCAUCUCGUCGGGCAUGGUCUUCCAGCUCCUGGCCGGCACCCACAUGAUCGACGUCAACCUCGACCUCAAGUCCGACCGUGAGCUCUACCAGACCGCCCAGAAGCUGUUUGCCUUCAUCCUGUCUGCCGGAACCGCUACCGUCUACGUCUUCACCGGCCUCUACGGCCCCCCCUCGGAGCUCGGCGCCGGUAUCGUCUUCCUCCUGAUCCUCCAGCUCUUCAUCGCCGGCAUGAUGGUCAUCCUCCUGGACGAGCUUCUGCAGAAGGGAUACGGCCUCGGCAGCGGCAUCUCGCUAUUCAUCGCCACCAACAUCUGCGAGUCCAUCAUGUGGAAGGCCUUCUCCCCUACCAGCAUCAACACUGGCCGCGGCCCCGAGUACGAGGGCGCCGUCAUUGCGCUGUUCCACCUGCUCAUGACGUGGCCCAACAAGCAGCGCGCGCUGCAGGAGGCCUUCUACCGCCAGAACCUGCCCAACAUCAUGAACCUGCUGGCCACCCUCGUCGUCUUCGCCGCCGUCAUCUACCUGCAGGGUCUCCGCGUCGAGAUCCCCGUCAAGUCGUCUCGCCAGCGUGGUGCUCGCGGCUCGUACCCCGUCCGCCUAUUCUACACCUCCAACAUGCCCAUCAUGCUGCAGAGCGCCCUGUCGUCCAACAUCUUUAUCAUCUCGCAGAUGCUGUAUUCGCGCUUCUCUGAGAACCUCCUGGUCCGCCUCUUCGGUGUUUGGGAGGCCAAGGAUGGUUCGUCUCAGUUGUCGGCCGUCUCGGGUCUGACCUACUACAUGUCGCCCCCGAUGAACUUCAAGGAGGCUCUCGUUGACCCCAUCCACACGGCCCUGUACAUCGCCUACAUGCUCACUGCCUGCGCCGUCUUCUCCAAGACCUGGAUUGAGGUUUCGGGUUCGAGCCCCCGCGAUGUUGCCAAGCAGCUCAAGGACCAGGGCCUUGUCAUGGCCGGCCAUCGCGACCAGAGCAUGUACAAGGAGCUGAAGCGCAUCAUUCCCACCGCUGCCGCCUUUGGCGGUGCCUGCAUCGGUGCUCUCUCUGUUGCCAGUGACCUCAUGGGUGCUCUCGGCUCCGGCACCGGUACUCUUCUUGCCGUCACCAUCAUCUACGGAUACUUCGAGAUCGCUGCCAAGGAGGGAGAUAUCGCUGGUAUGAAGGGCAUGGUCAUGGGCUAG